CAGAGACGUGUUCGAAUGCUGUUUGAAGUGACAGACUUGCAUCGAAGUGAUACGGAGUAGUGAAGCUGCUUGCUUGACUCGUGUUUCGUUCAGCAGUUGCAGCAAAAAGUCGGGGCAGCUCCAAGUUUGGUGUUCUUCACAGUCGCAGCUCGGUCCCCAAACAGCAAACGCGCAUUAGCAACAUUUCCGUCUUCCUGUCGCGACCAUCCUCCCUCGACCAUCGCCCACCGCAUGUCAAGAUUACAUGGAGACACAAUGGCCUUGACUGUGACGGCUCCACUGGCGCCUUGUGUCUACACCGAGGCUCGUCUGAACAUUGAGCCGACCUACUCCAAUUCGACCCUGCACAUCCCGACAGAGGGCCAGUCCUCGUUCUUCUCGCGCAAACGUUCAAGGAGCGACGAAACUCUUGCCGACGCAGACGAAGAUGCUUACGCGAAACGCCAUCUGGCCACCGAGUCCUCAAUCUUCUUCCGUCGCAACAACAGAAACCCGCGAUGCUUCCUCUGGCGCGUGCUCGAAGAGGGAAGGCUGCUACACAUCCAGAGCGUCGACCUUGUUCAAGCGCGUAGAAACACCCAGGAAAGCGUCAUCACCUUCGCUCUGAGCUUCAGCAAUCCCAUCAGACCCAAUGGCGUCGCCUUUGCCGAUGCUGUCGAGCGCGACGCUUUGGAAGUCUUCGUCCUGACGACCAACAACGAGCUUUUCACCUUCACCCUGCGCAAAGACCUCCUCUUGCGCGGCUCACUCCCUUCGGCCGCCGAAUUCGAUCCCGCCAGCUGUUACAAAGUCUACCAAUCACCCUCAUUCAGCUUCCGCACCCCCUACAAGCUCGUUGCUGAAAGUGCGGUACAACUGCUUGUAUCGCUCAGUGACGGUGGCUUGCUACGUCUCACGCGAAACGUAGGAAAACUCCAAGGUCAAGAACUAUGGCAUGAGACUUUGUUCGGCGAGUCUGGCUGGGGCUCGUCCUUCAAAACUUUCUUCUCUAUGAGAGGCCACAACACUAUCAGAUUCAAUGGCUUAGACCUCGAGCCUUCGACCGCUGCUGCCAUAGCCAUUUCGCCUGACACGAACCACGUCUUUACCGUCUGCCUGGACCACACCCUCAAAGCUUGGAACACAAAAACCGGAAAGUCUGGGGUCCAGACUGAUCUUCUCAACGAGAAUGAUAGAGAGACACAAUCUGCCCAAUCACAGUAUCUUAUGAGUCCUGCGCAAGGUACUCUUCUCAAGCUUCAUCAAGUUGACGGAAGUCCGGACGGUGACAUGUACUACGUUGUCACAAAUUCGCCAAAAGACCAUCAGUUCAAAUUCUGGGCAGUCAUGGAUCCCGAUGACAUCGAGCUGGGCAUACGCGACGUCCAACCGGAUACUAAGCUGAUCCCCCCGCUUGACGAGUUGAUGAACACAAAUGCCUGGCAGCUUGUCGAGUACCAUGUUCGUCCUUCAAAGGGCUGGCGCAACACUCAACUUUGGAUCAGAGUCAGAUCUGGUGCCAUUUGUAAGAUAUUCACCCUCACCUUCGACCUUCUUGCCGACUCUGAGGAUCUCGAGGACGCGUGGCGCAACAACUGGGCCUUUGUCGACGAUGGCUCACUUACCAUCGAGUCUUUGAUGAAUGACCCCUCCUUUCCCGGUGAUGCGGAUAUUCAACUUGCCGUAGAAGACUGUUCCAGCCUUAGCGACAGAUGGCUCGACUUUCUCUUCUAUCCUGGCAGAUUUAGUGUGCCUAUGCUCGAAAGCGCCUUGCACAUCUACAAAAAAGGCCUGAAACUCUCCUCUGAACCAUCGCGGUCGCUCAAGGAAAGUCCACUCAAAGGGAGAAUCUGUGAUGCUAUUGCUGCCAAAAUCAGUGUUGACCAGACACCCGAAGGCCAUCUAGACUUUGACAAGUACCAGUCAGAGAUCGCUUCGCAGUGGCAUGUCUUCUUUGGCCUCGUUCGGCACCUUCAUACACGACGUGGCGAUUCCCUAUCUCUGGCGUUCGACACAGAGACCGAUCUAGCAUGGUCGGUCAGGGCGGAUCAGGUUGGCCCUGUGAGGCAAUGCAGCGAAGUUGAGAUUAUGAAUCUCAAUGAGGAUGUUUUCCUUACUCAAGAAGAUCACUCCAUCGUCAAUUCGAUGCCUCUGGCGGACCAUUUGAUCGACGAGUAUAGUGUGCACGUUGGCCGUCUUCUCGCAGGCGCAAGACUAUUCAGGAGGGGCCUGUCAUCAGAUUUCCAGGCGCUAUUUGUGACGGCGAGCGCAGCAGAUGCUCUCAGAAUUGGAUCUGACGACACAACACCAAACGGUACUCAGGAUAAGCACCUGGAAGACUUAAGACAGCUCUACGAUAUCUGUGCUCUUCACACCGAAGUGUCAGAUGAAGAUUUCAACCAACUUACUGAUUCUAUGCAAGAUCUGGGAGGUCUUGGCGAGCUGGACAAUGAGCUCUUCUAUUCAGCCAUUGAACGUCUCACUCAAGCACAGCAUGGUGCCGAUGGGGACCAAGCGCUCACCCGUUACGGAGACAAGGCGACUAUCCGUGGCGCUCAGGAUACGCUCUCUCUGACCCGUGAUAUCAUUCUCGACCUUCUUGCCUUGGUUGUGUUCAUGGCUGGUGAUCUUGAGACGGAAGAGUUAUCGCCUGCAUUCAGACCAUCCGAACUUUAUGAACAACUGAUUGUUAAGCUCAAGGAACACAACGUUUUGUUGUGGCUUGCCAGCAAUGUGCGAGAGGAGCCAACAAAGAAAGCCAAGGACACUAUCGACAGCACUGUUUCGAAAUCCAACAAGUCUCAGUACCACCCUACCUUAACGGUGCUUGAAAGCAUCUUCAUCGGAGACUGGCACAGCUUGCGGUUCCCAACCUCGGCGACUCUACCUUCCCUGAUUACUUAUUGGUGUCGCGCAUGGACGUAUGGAGCCAACAUCUCCACCGCUUAUAACGGUGUUGUCACCCAUGUUUUGGGAAAUCUCCUGAAGCACCAGGACUACGAUCUGGCCACAGACUUUCUGAGAUUCGUACCGGAAGGACCUUGGGCUUCAUAUCUCCGAGGAAGACUGAAUCUCGCAAUCGGAGAAUACGCUGUGGCUGCUGAGUACUUCAAACAAGCAGCCGAGCCUCUCGCUGAUAAGAGUAUUAACAUUGAUACUCUGGACACAUCCAACUUGAUCGAUCUGCAAGCGCGGAACUUCUUCAGCGAUGGACUGCCUCGCUACUAUCUGCACAUAUCAUACCUCUUCGAGCGUAGCAGAUUACAUGCAUACACAGCUGACUUCGCUUCGCUCGCGGCGCAAGAGUUUGCAGUGAACUUUGAAAACUUCGAUGAUAACUCACUGAUCGACCUGGACACUCGCAAGCAGGGCAUGCAUGGUAGCCCGGCAGCCACCAGAGUUAACUUGGCUAUGGAGGAAAUCAAGCUGUUGCGUGUGCGCGAAAUAAAGGAGGACAUCCUGACGCGCGUUUUCAACGCCUCGCUGCAGAUCUGCCGGUACAAGCCUGCGUUUGAUGCUUUGCUUGUCUUUGGUAAUCCUGUGCUACGCAAGACCUCACUCCAAGCUCUUCUGCAAUCUCUCAUCUCAACCAACAAGAUGAGCACGCUUCUAUCUCUGCCAUUCCCAGAAUAUCUCCUUCCCGAAGUGGAUGACAUUCUACUGACUUUAUCACGCAAGCACCUUUCAUUCUCGCCUACCCCAACACCAGGACAACCCCAGUACCAUCAGGUCAUGUACACGUGGCGCAUCCAUAACAACGAUUUCCGUGGAGCAGCUGAGAUACUCUUCGAGCGUCUACAACGUCUUAGACAUAGCACCGCUAAGGUAUUUGAGCCUGAUGAUGAAACUCUGGUGGAGGCGUAUUUGGUCCUCAUCAACACGCUCGCCUGCUGUGGCAAAGACGAGGGAUGGAUCCUUGCAGAGAGAAUCGAGGAGGAGUAUCAGCGUGGCAAGGUUGUAUCGGCCAGCCAUAGCAAGAAACGCAGGAUUGUCACGUUGGAGGAUGUGCGCAAGGAGUACCAGGCAGAGUUGGACCGCAGAAGCGAGAUGCAGCAAGGCAGAUUCGCACUAACUGCAGGAGACGAGAUGGACAUGUUCUAAGGGAUGUUUUUUAUGAUAGUGCUUCACUUUCACCAGGUCACCAUGCAAGCGACAAGAUCAAAAGGGUCGGGAGGUGAUAAAACAGA
Aureobasidium pullulans EXF-150 is the source of this 4166-nucleotide messenger RNA. RefSeq lists its product as uncharacterized. Gene Ontology annotation, molecular function: structural constituent of nuclear pore; protein binding. Bases 232 to 4080 code for a protein of 1282 amino acids. Lineage: Eukaryota; Fungi; Ascomycota; Dothideomycetes; Dothideales; Saccotheciaceae. The record is from RefSeq and is a predicted model, not a curated record. Gene Ontology annotation, cellular component: nuclear pore. The transcript has a single exon.